Theileria annulata is the source of this 1308-nucleotide messenger RNA. RefSeq lists its product as uncharacterized. Lineage: Eukaryota; Apicomplexa; Aconoidasida; Piroplasmida; Theileriidae. The record is from RefSeq and is a predicted model, not a curated record. The transcript has 6 exons. Gene Ontology annotation, cellular component: cytoplasm. Gene Ontology annotation, biological process: protein folding. The coding region runs from base 1 to 1308 and encodes 435 amino acids.
AUGAGUCAUGAUCAUGGGUCUGAUGGACCUGGUUCUGGAAAUAAUGAAGAUUUAUCACACGGUUUACAAAUAAAUUCAAUUUACUGGGAAACGGGACAUAGAACAUAUUUACCGUUCUGGGCAGGACUCAUAAAGAAGUUUAGUCCCAAGAUAAUUGACGACAAGCUGAGAUUACUUUUGGGAGAAACGAGACCUGUGUCACACGAACCGUUUGUAUUUUAUGGAGAUUCUGGAUAUUUCAGAAGUUACUACGGAGAUCCAGAUGUAAAUGUUGUUUUCCCAAUCAAAAAAAGAACCAAUUUCUGUUUUUCGCCAACAGGUAAAUCAAGUUUGUCUGAACUUGAACAUAAAUAUAAUAAAUACGGAAGAGCUAAACCAAAUAAAAGGAAUAAUAUAGAAAGGAGGCGUUCAACCUUUAGUAAUGAAAGCGAACAGCCCCAAGAAUCUGAUUCUGCCCUAACAGAAGAUGAUUUGAAUACUAUUAAUGAAUUCCUGACUGACCUUAGAUCUGGAGUUUACGGAGUAGAGAAUAAAGAAGAUCUUGAAAAAUUGGAAAAACAAAAUGAGAGAAAUCCCUGUGAAAAUAAUUUAGACCUUAAGGAAGUUCUUAGCGAAAAAAAUGAAAAACUUGAAAAUCAAAUGAGGAAAAUUUUUGACAUUUCAAAUCUACCAACUUCUGAAAAUAACAAUAUUGACUGGGAAAAUUUGGAAAAUCAGAUUUCAGAAGGUAAGAAGGAAUUAGAUAUAGAAGAGUUGAAGACAGUGGUUCACUCCAUUUACCGAGAAAGUGGAUUAUUAUCUGAACCCUUCAAAGUUUUGGAAACAUCAGAACUAAAGCUCAAGUGGAGACAAUCAUUAACCAAUAUCGAAAUAUUCUUCACAGUAGAUAAGUCCACUAAAAAGAAGGACUACGAAAUCAAGUUUCUCCCAUCCACUCUUACCAUUAAAAACCAAGAAAAGAUUCUACUUCAUAAAACCUUGUUUGGGAAAGUCGACUGUGAUGGAUGUUUUUGGACCAUGUACAAGGACCCAACCUCCGGAACUAAGUAUGUUAACAUUAACCUAAGAAAGCGUCCACCGAAGUUUAAUAACAUGUGGGAAAACAUUUUCGAAAUUUUUGCAAGCUCAAUGUUGUUGACUGACCUUCUAAGAUUCCUGUUCAAUGUUUUAAAAUUCUUAUUAGCAAUAUCGCCUCUCCUACUCAUCGUGCUAAUAUUCGUUAAAAACAAAAACCCUAAACCUAAACAUCCAGGAAAAGCACUCGAUAGUGAUGACGAAGACUUCUACGAUGAUAAAAAGGAUGACUAA